UAGUAAUAUCCGGUACAGGUAAAAUGCACACCUGUACAUAUGCAGCCACUCACCUGUGCAUUGAUUAGUUGACGAUAUUGGUAAACAGAUGGAUAUGCAAUUUGUGCGAGGAACAAACUUUUCAUCGGCGGUAAUUAAAUCCGCCAUGAAUGAGUUACCUGUGUCAUUCAUAACAUUGUUGUGAUCUCGCCAUUGUAGCCCAGGUGUGUGUACAUUAUAUACACUAAGCGGAUUGGGGCUAUGCUCGAUACGAGGUUUAUUGGAACAGUAGUGUAAGUCAUGCAAAUAACUCAAAACUAUUGUUUCAAAUUUGAAAGAAGAAAAAUUGAAAAGUGGAGUGGCAUGAUGAGACUUGUAUACCGUUACGUGAUUGCCGCCUGUGCUAUUCUAGCUCUCGUGGUGUUAAUUGUGUACAGACAGUAUAAUGGGAGAAGGAGCCCUAGUAGUGAGGUUAUCCGACUCCGUAACUGGGGACCAGGGGCCGUAUUCUACAACCCUUUUGGAAAUAAAUCUGCACUAGCCAGUCUGUCCGACUCCCGGAUGCACCCUCCUAACCCUCAGGAGGCGGGAGACCAGUGGAUGGUCGACCUACGUAAAAAGCACAAUAUCAACAUCUAUCUUAGUGAUUCUAUUCCUAUCAACAGGGCGAUACCUGACUCGAGACCCCCGGGGUGUAAGACACUGACAUUUCCAGCCAAACUGCCAACUCUGAGUGUGGUGAUUGCUUACCACAACGAAUGGCCUUCUCUCCUACUACGGACAGUCUACAGCAUCGUCAACCGGACACCGAAGUCCGUCCUGAAGGAAAUCAUCCUGGUGGACGAUGCCAGCGGGUCCGACGUCUACCAGAUGGAAGUGUACAAACAUAUUCGACAGAUCUUCGAUGAAAAACUCGUUCAGAUGGUGACUUUACCAAUUCGAUCGGGACUGAUUCGUGCACGAUUGGAGGGAUUCAAGCACGUGACAGGACAGACUGUUGCAUUCUUCGAUAGCCAUAUGGAGGUCAAUGUUGACUGGGCACAGCCACUCUUACAACAAAUAAUGGCGGACGAUAGGACAAUCGCCAUGGCACAGCUUGACUACGUGGAGAGAAACAGUUUAAAGUACACCUUUACCAAAGGCUACAGAACUCGAUACGGAUUCGACUGGCGUCUACAGUUCUUUGAGACAGAAUUUAGACAGGACCAAUUGACAGGCAAAUCCGACAUGGAUGUUCUUCCAGGCGUUGUCAUGGUCGGAGCUGCCUUUGUCGUGGAUGUGAAAUUUUUCUCAGAGAUCGGUACUUAUGACGAUGGAAUGAAGAUCUGGGGAGGUGAAAAUCUCGAGCUAUCCUGGAGGGUGUGGUUAUGCGGGGGUCGCCUGGUGCACGUGCCCUGCUCAAGGGUAGGUCAUAUUGAACGUGCUCAGCCGUACGACUUCCUCGCGGACAGAAGAAAAGUAGAACUUUAUAACUACAAACGGGCGAUUAGUGUGUGGAUGGACGAGUACUCUCGAUAUGUGUACGGAUUCUACCCGGAAAUGAAGAGUUUCUCCAUGGGAGACGUGGAUGAGAGAUUCAUGCUCAAAAGAAAGUUGCGAUGCCGACCGUUUGAUUGGUUCUUGACGAAUAUCUGGCCGGAAUUGUUCACAUAUGACGUUAAUGUGACGGCGUCGGGGGGUGUGGGUUUGGAGAACUACAAGCCACCGCGUUGCCUUGACAACAACAUGUACCUGUUUUCCGCUCCUGCCCCACUCCACGUCAGUUACUGUAACUAUCACCUGAUGCAACAGAAUUUCGCACUCACCACGACCAAACAACUUCGGACUAUACUACAGUGUGUGUAUGUGAAGAUGGACGGAAUGGACCACAUCCCUCGUCUAGCCAACUGUCUGGAUAUAAAGGAUCAGUGGGAACAUUCCAAGGAGGGGCACCUGGUGCAUUUGAAAACGAGACUGUGUAUAUCGCUACUUCGCAACACUCUCAUUAUGCGGGAAUGUACGACGGGUGAUCCGAGCCAGACAUGGACGUUCGCAAGUCAACGCAAGGAUGGCAGACAUGCUGCUGACUGGUGAAGUUAUCAUAUUCACGUGCUGACCAAAACUUCCACGUGGUUUAACUGUCAUCCGAAGGAAACUGUCGAGACGAAUCCAAAUAGUGUCAUUUUCCAAUAUAGUUUGGAUAAGGUUUAACAUGCAAUAGAGCUAUAAAUCGUGGGGAUAACCUCCCAUAUUUGUAUGUAUUAUAAAGAGUUAUGAAACCCAUGGCAGUGACAUAAAAGUUCGCCGGGACGAAGUCAAGGGAAACUAUUGCUAUACUCCCGGCGUCGUCGCCGACGUCGUCGGUGGACAGCUAGGUUAAAGUUCAUAUAAAAUAGUGUUGUGCCAAUACUGCAGAACUACUGAGGAUACAGCCUAGGUGUGUGGCAUGUGCAUUCCAUGCGGCAAGACUUUUCUUAUGGUACAUGCACUACUACAUUAGCUGACCUGCUGACCUUCACCGUGACCUUUGACCUACUUUUAGGAUUUUUUUAACCUUGCCCAGAGUAUGUUAACCGUAUGAGAUACAUGUACGUGUGUUCCUUGUGAGAAAAUCUUUCCAUUGGUACUACAUUUGCAGACCUGCUGACCUAGAUUGUGACCUUUGACCUUCUUUUAAGAACGCUCGGCGAACUAUGUUGUCUUCUGACAACUCUUGCUGUAAUGCUUGGAUACAACGUGCACACACAAUACGUAUCCAACGUUCAUUUGACGGAAUUAUAGUAACUUAAUAUACCCGUAAUCAUGUUAGAAUCAGGAUGAGGUAUGUUCUCACAUACAAAAGGAUUGUAUAAAUGGAAAGUAGAGAAUUUUGUACAUAUUUUAAACUGGUUCUUUUACACAUAUGUUUCCCAACAUGGAUACAUGGGAUGAAUAGCCAAUGAUUGAGUGCCUUUAACAUGUUAGAUAUCACCACUGGUAGAUGAUCAGUCACAAACAAACAAACAAACAUACAAGCA
Molecule: messenger RNA, 2975 nt
Organism: Pecten maximus
Lineage: Eukaryota; Metazoa; Mollusca; Bivalvia; Pectinida; Pectinidae
Product: inactive polypeptide N-acetylgalactosaminyltransferase-like protein 5
Exons: 10
Coding region: 280-2052 (590 amino acids)
Cellular component (GO): Golgi apparatus
Source: RefSeq, a predicted model, not a curated record